AUGAAAUUCCACCUCCUCGCAGCAACCCUCGCCUCCUUCGCCACAGCCCUCCCAGUCCUAGACAACCCCAUCAACGCCCGCGCGCCCCUCCCAGCCGCCGAAGUCGAACGACUCAACGAAGCCAUCAACCUCAUGAAACGAGGCUCCACCCCUAACCACUCCCCCCGCCCCGACCACCCCCACGACCCCACCGACUCCACCGACCCCACCGACCCCACCGACCCCACCGACCCCACCGACCCUCACGACCCCAUCGACUCCCACGACCCCGACUGGUACAAGCACGCAAUUGAGGAUUAUUGGCGGAAGCAAAUCGAGGAGUAUCUCCGGGUAAGGUCGCAACCACGUACCUCCUAG
Molecule: messenger RNA, 357 nt
Organism: Fulvia fulva
Lineage: Eukaryota; Fungi; Ascomycota; Dothideomycetes; Mycosphaerellales; Mycosphaerellaceae
Exons: 2
Coding region: 1-357 (118 amino acids)
Source: RefSeq, a predicted model, not a curated record